Messenger RNA from Misgurnus anguillicaudatus (oriental weatherfish), 7169 nucleotides. The record is from RefSeq and is a predicted model, not a curated record. Lineage: Eukaryota; Metazoa; Chordata; Actinopteri; Cypriniformes; Cobitidae.
CAAUCACUUUCAUUUCAGCUUACUUCGUGUAUUGAGCAUUGCCUUCAAAUUAUCCAGACCCUGAUUUGGGAUGCACCAUGAGAAUCAACCCCUUAAUUUGGAUCCAACCACCUCAGUUUCGCGUCAGCCACCCUUAUAUGUAGGUUUCGUUUGUUUGUUGUUUCUUCCGUCGGUCAAUGCCAGUGGGUUUAUGGACGGCGUUUACAGUCAGAUAUCAAGAAUUAAACCCUUAACCGUAUCGAUGACAUCUUUAUUAAAUCCACAACUACAGCAACAUGAAGACGAUAUAUUUACUCUUUAUGAUUUUCGGUGUGUUUGGUGAUGAAGUGAAGUCAGUGUCAGUGAUAGAGGGAGAUUCUCUUACUCUAUACACUCAUCUUACUGACACACAGGCAGAUGAUGUGACAGUAACAUGGACAUUUGGGCCUCAAAAAACUUAUAUAGCUCAAAUCAAUAGAGAAGCCAAAGAAACAUACAUAUAUGCUGAUGUUCUUGGUGGGAGAUUCAGAGACAGACUGCAGUUAAAUAAUCAGACUGGAGAUCUCACCAUCACAAACUUCACAACUAAAGACUCAGGACUUUAUGAAGUUGAGAUCACUGUCAGAAGUAAGAUUAUACAUAAGAGUUUCAAGGUUACAGGUGUGGUUGGUGCAGGUGGAGUGAAGUCAGUGUCAGUAAAGGAUGGAGAUUCUGUCACUUUACACACUGAUGAUCCUGAUAUCAAGAAAUAUGAUGUGAUACUGUGGAGGUUUCAACAUGGAAACUCUCCUCUAGCUGAACUCAACAGAAACACUGCUAUCUUCUCUACAUAUGAUGAUGUUCUUAAUGGGAUAUUCAAAGGCAGACUGCAGCUGGAUGUUCAGACUGGAUCUCUUGACAUCAGAAACAUCAGAACCAAACACUCUGGAUUUUAUGAAGUAGACAUCACCAGCACCAGCAGCAAUUAUACCAUACAUCAGUCAUUCACAGUUACUGUCAGUGGUGAAGUGAAGUCAGUAUCGGUGAUGAAGGGAGAUUCUGUUACUCUACAGACUCGCCUUACUGAAAUACAGAGGGAUGAUCUGAUAGUGUGGAUGUUUUUACCUGAUGACACUCAGAUAGCUCAAAUAUAUAAACUAAACAAUCUGUUCAGAACAUAUGAUGGUGAGGAUGGGAGAUUCAGAGACAGACUGAAGCUGAAUGAUCAGAACGGAGAUCUCACCAUCACUAACAGCAAAACUGAACACACUGGAGAUUAUGAAGUGAAGAUGAACAUCAGAAGACAAACUAUUCAGAGGAGAAUCAGUGUUCAUGUUAGUGGAGGUCUGUCUUCGGGUGGUAUAGCAGGAUUAUCUGUUUUCAUCCUCCUGCUUAUUGCUGCUCUUGCUGCUCUUCUGAUUUACUUUAAACAAAAGAUUGCUGAACUACAAAAACAACAGUAUAAAGAAAUUACAGUGAAGGAUGGACAUUGUGCUGUUAUACACACUGGUCUGAAAGUAAAGGCAGGUGAUGAGAUUGAGUGGGGAUUCCGACAGAAAGAUGCUGUGAUAAUGUGGCCAUGGAGACCUCUCAUAGCUAAACAUGAUAAAGAAGGCUCCAUCACUUAUAAUUGUCCUCAUAAGAGAUUCAGGGACAAACUGAAACUGCAACCUGAGACUGGAGAUCUCGUCAUCAGUAAUGUCAGUAAUGAACACUCUGGAGUUUAUCACCUAAAAAUCACCAGUGGUGGAGAGACCUCACACAGGAGGUUCAAAGUGUCUGUCAUAGAGAGAAUACUAGCGGAUAAGGAUGAAUCUGUCAAUCUGAAGACUGAAGUUACUGACAUAAAGAGAGAUGAUGGGAUAGAGUGGAGAUUUGGAGAAACUCUCAUAGCUAAAAUCAAUCCUGCAAACAAAAGCCCCAUUACAUAUGAUGAUGAUAAAGGUCUAUUCAGAGAUAAACUGAAGCUGAAUCAUCAGACUGGAGAUCUCACCAUCAAAGACAUCAGACAUGAACACACUGGAGAUUAUAUACUGAAGAUCAUCAGAGAUGGAAAAACCUCAGACAAGAGAUUCAGAGUGUUUGUAAGAGGUGGAAGAGAAAAACGGCUAGUGGAUGAGGGGAAAUCUGUCGAUCUGAAGACUGAAGUUACUGACAUACAGAAAGAUGAUGUGAUAGAAUGGAGAUUUGGAGAUGAAGAAACUGUUAUAGCUAAAAUCAAUCAUGCCAACAAUAUCUUCAUUACUUUUGAUGAUGAUUUAUUCAGAGAUAAACUGAAGCUGAAUGAUCAGACUGGAGAUCUCACCAUUAAUGACAUCAGACAGAAACACGGUGGAGUUUAUUUACUCAAGAUCAUCAGAGGUGGAAAAACAUCAUAUGCAAGAUUCAUUGUGUUUGUCUAUGGUGGAAAUGAAGAAAUACUGCAUAGGUCGGAGGGAGCAUCAGUCUCUCUGGAGACUAAAGUUACUGACAUAAAGAGAGAUGAUCUGAUAGAGUGGACAUUUGAAAAUGAAGAAACUCUCAUAGCUAAAAUCAAUCCUGUCAACAAUAUCUUCAGUACAUAUGAUGGUGAUGAUGAUCUAUUCAGAGAUAAACUGGAACUGAAUGAUCAGACUGGAAAUCUCAACAUCAAUGACAUCACAGUGGAACACUCUGGAGUUUAUAAACUGAAGAUCAUCAGAGAUGGAAAAACAUCAUACAAGAGAUUCAUUGUGUCUGUCAGAUGUAAAAUAGAAAAACUGAUCGUGUAUAAAGGAGAUUCUGUCCAUCUGGAGACUGAAGUUACUGACAUAAAGAAAGAUGUUCUGAUAGAGUGGAAGUUUAGAAAAACUCUUAUAGCUGAAAUCAAACCUGUCAACAAUAUCUUCAGUACAUAUAAUGGUGAUGAUGAUCUAUUCAGAGAUAUACUGGAGCUGAAUCAUCAGACUGGAAAUCUCAACAUCAAUAACACCAGAGAGGAACACACUGGAGAGUAUUUACUGAAGAUCACCAAAGAUAGAAAAACCUCAUGCAAGAAAUUUAAUGUGUUUGUAAGAGGUGAUAAAGAAGAACUACACGUAUGUGAGGGAAAAUCUGUUGAUCUGAAGACUGAAGUUACUGAUAUACAGACAGUUGAUAAAAUACAGUGGAUUACUGGAGAUGAAGAAACCUCUCCACCUUUUGCUGCAAUCAAUCCUGCCAAAAAUAUCUUCAGUACAUAUGAUGGUGUAGAAGGUCUAUUCAGUGAUGAAUUAAAGCUGAAUCGUCAGACUGGAGAUCUCAACAUCAAUGACUUCAGACAAAAACACGCUAGAGAUUAUACACUGAAGAUCACCAGAGAUGGAGAAACCUCAUACAAGAGAUUUCGUGUUCUUGUCAAAGUUUCUGUGGAUGAGGGGGAAUCCUGCAAUCUGAAGCCUAGUCUUACUGACAUACGGACAAUUCGUCUGAUAGAGUGGAGAUUUGGAGAAACUCUCAUAGCUAAAAUUAUUCCUUUCAACAAGUUCUUCAGGACAUAUGAUGGUGAUGGUAAUUUAUUCAAAGAUAAACUGAAGCUGAAUCAUCAGACUGGAGAUCUCAACAUCAAUGACAUCACACGGAAACAUGCUGGAGUUUAUACAAUGAGGAUCAUGAAAUUUGAUACCCCAUCAUACAGGAGAUUUAUUUUGUCUGUCAAAGCUUCCAGAGGAGAAGAUUUAGCUAGGAAGAGAGGAGAUCCAGUGAGGAAGAGAGGAGAAGGUUCAGUGGAGAAGAUAGAAAUCGAUUCAGUGGAGAUCGAGAUGCCAUUGUUGCCUAAUAGCACUUUCAGAGGAGAAGAUUCAGCUAGGAAGAGAGGAGAUCCAGUGAGGAAGAGAGGAGAAGAUUCAGUGGAGAAUAGAGGAGAAGAUUCAGUGGAGAAGAAAGGAGAAGAUCCAGUGGAGAAGAUAGAAAUCGAUUCAGUGGAGUUCGAGAUGCCAUUGUUGCAUAAAAGCACUUUCAAGAAAGGAGAAGGUUCAGUGGAGAUAGAGAUGCCUUUAUUGAAUAAUAGCAGUCAGUAGAAGUGAACUUCCUCCAGUGUAACAUCAUCAUCAUUACAAACACAUCAGCAUCACAUCACUUAUAACACCAACCUCAUAUCAAUGAAUCAGAGGAACCAAAAAAGUUAAUUUAAAGAUAAGUAUAUUAUAAAUAAAAUAAAAUGAAAGUUGAUGGAACAGCUCUGUUCUACAGAGAAACUCUGAUCUUUGUUAAAACAUAAAUAUCAAAGUGUUACUAGAUGCAAAAAUUGUGUACUGCAUGUAUUAUUUACUGUUUCAUACAACUAAUACAGUGUUAUAACAGCAAAAGGCCAAAUAUCUUGUGUAUAACAUAUGUACUACACACAAUAUGCUGUUAUACUCCAUAUAACUCAAUUUACAAGCCAGAAAUUAAGUUGUGUUUUUUGCACAGGCUUACUAAAGGGUAUUUAAAAACUAAACUAACAAUGCAUGAAAGCCAAUGUUUUUAAUAAUCUUUGACAUGCCCAAGACUGUGAAAAGGGUAAAAAAUCCAGUCAACAAUCACUUUUUAUAUUGAAGAUCAUUAAUUUUGUGUGUUUUCCCAAAUCAUUGAUGCCACUUAUCAACUUAGCAAUUAAAGAGUUAAAAUCAUGACAUUUUGGACAUUUGGUUGUUUUGAUCAGUACAAUACUUUUUUAAUUUAGUGGCCUUUUUUGGCCACUAACAACACAAAAGGGUAGUGAAUUUGUCUAUGGUAUAUAUUGUUGAGUUUCAAAGCAUUUCUUAAAGAGCCAGUAAGAUGCCAAUUUUAAGCUUCCUAUCACGGUUUAUAAGUCCCUGACAACAGGUUUAAAUGCAUGCAAGGUUAUUUUCUCAAAAUGUAAAUUUAAUAUUACCCCAUUUCUCAGAGAUCCCCAAACGAUUCGUGUGAAGCCGUUCAAGAAUUUAGUCUGCCUAAACCCCACCUUUCGGUAGCCUACUCUGCUCUGAUUGGUCAACUGACACAGUCUCCAACAGUAGCAACAUGUAUUGACCUAGUGCUAACAUCUCAGCCUCAGACGUCACGCCUACAUAAUGUUGGCUAAACAUCUGAUGUGUAUUGCACACUUAACUGGAAAUGGGAAUGUUAAGGCCGUCUUCUGAUUUGUUAAAAUAAACCGGAAUUCCUGGUGUUGCAAUUAUUCUCGAUCCCCAGGGAAACAAAGCUUUGAUGUUCCUACGAGGUAUCGAAUCAGUUGUGUUUACGCGGCUAAUAAUGAGCAUUUAUCAUGAUCACAGUUGUUCUAUGGUGGGUAAUGAUGUUUAUUUAGAUGCUAUUUGGAUGUAGCUGGUUAUUUCAGUGACUGACUUGUUGCCAAUCGGUUUGUUAUUGUGGGGAAAUUUCCACACUUCGAAACGUGACACAAGACGAAACAAACUGUAAUUGGUUGUCUGACAUGCCGGUCAAAUCGCCUCGUUAGCGGGCAUUGGCCAAAAAAAGCAGUGAAAAACACCAGACCUUCAGUAUUAAAGGUCUGGCUACGUCUUAGACUAGUGCUAACAUUACUUACUGAGAAGACAUUAGCGACAUCAAUGCACAUCAUUUAUCAUUAAUCUAAACAAUAAAAACGACGACAGACACUUUAUAUUUUUACACUUAUUUAAGCAAGUAUGUAAGCUAACUGGGCCACAGUUUAACAGCAACAUGCGUUGUUAGCGUGGCUUACUGACAAGACAUUACAGUAAACUAGACAUUUUAUAAUACUCAGGGGGAAAAUAAACAUAUAAUGUAAUAAUCAUACUUGCAGGUUGUGGUUAGGAGAUGUAUGUUGUUCCAAAUAAAAUGGGUACUGAACCAUCUUUCAUGGCUAAACAUCUCUCCCGACUCCUGAAACUCCAACCCCCUAAAAAUGUUAUCAUUAUGUCAUUUGUAUGACAUUUCUCAAAUGCAAUAAUAUUUAUCUCUGUUUACCACUGGUACUGUGCUUGAAUGUUCAUUUAAUUUGUCAAUUGUUCUGCGGGGUGCUGCAUGCAGUUGACCCGCCUGUUGACAUGCGUCUUAAUAUAUGGAUAUGGUUUUCUACCAAAGCUAUCCUUCUGGAGCAGAAAAGACCAAACGUUCCAUGAAAGUAAAAAGAUUAAUGCUUUAAAUACCUAUUUAUUCUUGACUGACCAUGCAAUGGAUUUAUUACACUCCAGUAAAAUCCCCAGCUUCAAUAUUACUCCAGUGUGAUUUGUUAGAAACUAAAUCAAAAUCUUUCAUACCCGUUUUAGUCAUUCAAGCUGUUGUGUGACUCCUGUCAGCAUUUAAAACAAUGCACAUUUCAUCUAAACUUAGCAGAUUUAGAGAAUUAUUUAUGUAUUUUUGAUUUGUUUACCACUGCAUAAACUAUAUUAAUCAUGCCUUUAGUUUUUAGCAAAUUGGAAAAUCUGUUUUGUUGUUUUAGUCUGACUGCUAUUUUGGUUUUAUUUUAUUCAUAAUUUUCAAAUGGUUUCCAUGUUUUACAAAAAUAUAUUUGCCAGUGGACCUUGUUUUUCUUAAUACCAAUGUAACAGAUAUAGGGAUUUUCAGAAAAUAUGUUUCAAUGCUAUAAUUACGGAGUAAUGUCAAUAUGGCAAAAAUAUACAGCUAUAAUGUACUAUAAAUUUUAAUUAAGAUGUUAUUUAUUGCAAUAAAUGUGUUUUUAUGAAUGCGCUGCAGGGCCCCCUCACAAAGUUGCUUAGGGCCCCCAGAAGUCUAGGAUGGGCCAUGGUCAACAUAUUUUUUUUAACAUGUUGGGCUAUGGUUGUUAACAUAUUUCAGGAAUGUAUUGAUGCUGAUCACCUGUGUACAUGAAGCAUGACUUUUGUCGAGUAGUAAAUAAUGAACAUCAAGUAUCAGUACAUUCAGCUCAUGUGUUUUAGUCUAAAGAGAGAAAGUGUUUGUGUUUGAAGAAUCUAGAAAUCAGACUUUGAUGAUUCAGUGUUACAUUGACUGAUAGAUUAGACAGCUUUAUUUUAUUAAUGAUGUUUUUCACCAAGUUUAUAUUAUUUUAGCUUUUUUAAGCUUUUAAAAAUGUUUAUAUUUUAAACUCUGUGCCUUGUUUUUUAUUAUUGCUGAUAACAAUAUCUGAAUAUAAGACGGUCACGUUUUACAUGUUAUUCAACAACAAUGAAAAGGUUACCAUGAACAAAUAGCUGGAGACAGCACCUGUACUGUAUAUUGUUUCUCUUGCAUUAUUUUGGUGAAAAAUAAAUGUAUUGUUUUGAACCCUGGUCAAAGUGAAUUGUAUUGCU